This is a messenger RNA of Saccoglossus kowalevskii, 1221 nucleotides long. Its product is annotated as solute carrier organic anion transporter family member 2A1-like. Gene Ontology annotation, biological process: transmembrane transport; sodium-independent organic anion transport. Lineage: Eukaryota; Metazoa; Hemichordata; Enteropneusta; Harrimaniidae. Gene Ontology annotation, cellular component: basolateral plasma membrane. The record is from RefSeq and is a predicted model, not a curated record. Gene Ontology annotation, molecular function: protein binding.
AUGGUCGUCGUUGGUCUCAAUGGAUUUAUUGCUGGAUACAAGAUAGGUAUAUUGACUACAAUUGAAAAGCGAUAUAAUCUAAAUAGUGCCCAGCUUGGUACCAUUAGCAGUAUGUACCAAGUGGGCCCACCUGUCACUAUGUUGUUCUGUGGUUAUCUCUGUGGGCGACCCAACGCUCAUCGACCAAGAUGGAUUUCAGUUGGAACCUUGGUAGUUGCGGCAGGAUUAUUUAUAUCUAUACUGCCACAUUUAACCCUCGGUCCGUAUGAAUACAUACACGAAACAGUGACUGAACAAAUAAUAAAUAUACAUCUAUGUUCCAACAACAGUGGAAAUGAUUUAGCCAAUGAAACAACCAGUUCAACAUCAGAAGAUACAGUUAAUGUUCAACAAAGUUAUGUAGCAUAUUUAUAUUUUGUGUUUGGUGCAUUGAUGACGGGGGCUGGAUAUAGUCCUAUAUCAAUACUUGGAAACUCAUUUAUAGAUGAUUUUGCCAAGCACACUACAUCAGCCUUAUAUCUAGGACUUGUCAAUAUGAUGUGGGGAUUUGGGCCUAUUAUUGGUUUGGUGGCUGCCGGGGCCAGUGCAUAUGUGUACAUUGAUAUUAACAGGAACAAUAUGGAUACUGCAGACUUGAAACCAAUGACAUCGUCAUGGCUUGGUGCUUGGUGGCUGGGAAUUGUCAUUGUAAUUCCAUUCAUGGUCCUCGUGGCAUUUCCGUUCUUCAUGAUACCGAAACAUUUGACCAGAAAUUGUGAAGUCCGUCGGUAUCAAAUUACCAACAAGAAUAACAAAGAGAGACGAGAAAAGAAAUCAAUUCCAUCAGUACAGGCAUUUAUGACGACGUUAAAGGAUGUUUUGCAAACGUUGUACAAUCUGAUGAUGAAUCCACAGUUUAUGCUGGUUACAGUGGUAUUUGCAAUUGACUUAGGGAUAGGCAUCGCCCUGGGGGCUUUUACACCUAAAUUCAUCCAAGAAGAAUUCUACAUGACACCAUUGGUUGCAAAUCUGACUGCAGGAAUAGGAUUGGGGAUAGCAUACGGCAUUGGAGCAUGUUUAGGUGGUUAUAUUAUUAAAUGGUUCAAAAUAAUACAAGAAGAUGCGUUGACAAAGUUUAUGAUGAUUGCAAUAGGUGUAUCCGGCAUAUUAAGUUUGGCAUAUUUGUUUGGUUGCAGUGGUGUAACAAACAACAAAGGGUAUGCUGAACGAAUUCAAAAAUAA